Gasterosteus aculeatus aculeatus (three-spined stickleback) is the source of this 1289-nucleotide messenger RNA. It is a transcript of the gene nup37, whose product is annotated as nucleoporin 37. Gene Ontology annotation, molecular function: protein binding. NCBI's taxonomy places the organism in Eukaryota, Metazoa, Chordata, Actinopteri, Perciformes, Gasterosteidae. Gene Ontology annotation, cellular component: nuclear pore outer ring. The record is from RefSeq and is a predicted model, not a curated record.
UGGUACAGUCCGUGACGUAUACGGAAACAGCGUGAAAACAUCCCAAACGCGCGCACCGUUUGAUUCGAGGAAAUUCUCGAAAAAUAAAGUGAUAAAGUAUAUCAGUAUUUCCUGUGAUUUGACCCGGAAUAGACUCCCAUAACCCGGAGACUGACGAUCGUGUGUAAAUCGCUGUUCUCACUGUCGCUGAUCUGAAGCCAGCUCUGCCAGGACCCCCAGCAUGCAGGAGGACUCCAGCCGCAGUCCCAGUUAUACUGUGACCUGCGAGGACUACGUGCACGUGGUCGAGUUCAGUCCCUUCAGCUGUGGCUCCCCCGCCUCUCUGCUGGCCUACGGGGGAAACCAGUAUGUGGUGGUGGGCACCUGCCUGUUCCAGGAGGAGGACGUGGAGACAGAAGGAGUGGAAUUCAAUGUACUUCGGGCUUUCCACCAUGAUUUGCGCGUUGACGCUCUGGCUUGGAGCCCAGAGUCCCGGCUGGACCGGAUACCCACUCUCAGAUUUUGCACCGCUGCGGCCGACAGGAAGCUGCGUCUGCUGACUUCUGAUCUCCAGGAUAGGCAUGAAGUCAAGGUGAUGGAGGGUCACACCAGCUACAUUAACCAUUUGGUGUUCGAGCCCACGGAGGGGAAACAAAUUGCUUCCGUCAGCGAUGAUCACACUUGCAGGGUGUGGGACCUGGACGGAAAGGAAAGCUGCACUCUCCGUCUUCGCUCUCCUGGCGUCAGCGUGUGCUGGCACCCGGAGGAAGCCUUUAAGUUGAUGGUGGCCGAGAAGAAGGGAACGAUUCGCUUCUACGACCUGCUGACCCAGCAGGCCAUCCUGUCGCUGGACUGCGGCCAGUCGCCGCUCCUCUCCGCCGACUGGUGCCUCACCAACACCAUCAAAGUCGGCGCCGCGGCGGGAAACGACUGGCUCAUCUGGGACAUAACUCGCUCCAGUUACCCACAAGAAAAGAGACCAGCCCACGUGGAUAAAGCGCGAUUAUUCAAGUGGUCCCGCGCCAACGAAAACCUCUUCGCCACCACCGGAUGUCCGGGCAAGAUCUCCACCCAGCUGCUGAUCCACCACCUGGGACACCCACAGCCGGUGACGGUGGGAUCGGCCGCGGUGGGAUCGGGCCUCAGCUGGCACCGGACGCUCCCGCUGUGCGUGGUCGGUGGCGACAGGAAGCUCAGCUUUUGGAUGACCGAAAUGUAGACGCGCACGGCGCCCCCCCCCCGGUGGACGAGGUCCAAACGAGUGUUUCUGUUCCUGUGAAUGUCCAAUAAAAUGCAUUUUUAUCUGCUGA